This is a messenger RNA of Euleptes europaea (tarantolino), 843 nucleotides long. It is a transcript of the gene SLA, whose product is annotated as Src like adaptor. The record is from RefSeq and is a predicted model, not a curated record. The transcript has 7 exons. NCBI's taxonomy places the organism in Eukaryota, Metazoa, Chordata, Lepidosauria, Squamata, Sphaerodactylidae. Gene Ontology annotation, molecular function: protein binding. The coding region runs from base 1 to 843 and encodes 280 amino acids.
AUGGGGAACUCGAUGGGGAACACUAUGAAAAUGACGAGACCCGCACCGGAAAUACAUACGCCGUGGCAAUCGGGCCACCGGAGUGACUUCCUCGCUGUCCUCUAUGACUAUCCCACCCCGGAUAUAAGCCAGCCAAUAUUUCAAGUCGGGGAGAAACUACGUGUGAUAUCAGACGAAGGAGGCUGGUGGAGAGCCCGUUCCCUCACGACGGGUCAAGAAAAUUAUAUCCCGGAAGACUGUGUAGCAAAAGUUUACCACGGCUGGUUGUUUGAAGGUCUGGGAAGAGAAAAAGCAGAAGAACUUUUGCAGCUUCCCAACACCAAGACUGGCUCUUUCAUGAUCAGAAACAGCGAAACGACAAAAGGUUUAUAUUCCUUGUCGGUUCGCCAUGUACAGGUGAAACAUUACAGAAUCUUCCGCCUGCCGAACAACUGGUACUAUAUCUCUCCUCGGCAAACUUUUCAGUGCCUGGAGGACCUCGUAAAUCACUACUCAGAGGUCUCCGACGGUCUCUGCUGUGUCCUCACAACUCCCUGCCUCGCUCAACAAACGAGCAACAACGAAGUCUGGAACCAAGAACCACCUGUGAUGAUGCGAAACAAAAACUUCACUUGGAAGGAAAAGCAGAGGUCAAAGGAGAACGACGACGACAUUGCAGCCAUGCUCGGAAUGGAAGACUCCGGCCUAAGCUACGGACUCCGGAACAGCAUCACCUCCUACCUCGCCCUGACCAGCAAAACAGACGCUUCCUACGUGAGCCACAGGAAGAAGAAAAGCAAGUCUGUCAUAUAUAGGCAAGACAAGCACCUAUCGCAGCCCCCUUUUCUUUACCAUGAGCACUGA